Suillus clintonianus is the source of this 2364-nucleotide messenger RNA. RefSeq names its product SDA1-domain-containing protein. NCBI's taxonomy places the organism in Eukaryota, Fungi, Basidiomycota, Agaricomycetes, Boletales, Suillaceae. The transcript has 9 exons. Bases 83 to 2347 code for a protein of 754 amino acids. Gene Ontology annotation, cellular component: nucleolus. Gene Ontology annotation, biological process: ribosomal large subunit export from nucleus; ribosomal large subunit biogenesis. The record is from RefSeq and is a predicted model, not a curated record.
AGGACAUCGACUCCUCAAGUAAAACUCCUGUUACGAGCCCGACCAUCUACCGUCGCCGCUCAAUCUAACUGUCUACUGUAAAAUGGGUGGUCGCGGUGUCCUUCUCACCUCAAAUCUCCCUCAGCUGCAAAACCUCAUCAAACGUGACCCAGCAGCGUACAAGGAGGAGUUCCUUCAGCAGUGGAACCACUAUGACAGCAUCAGACAGAUAUUUCGAAUAAAUCCUGAUGAACAGGCUCAGCAUUUUCGUGAACUUGUCUCGUUCAUAUCUCAAGUCGCACAAUGUUACCCCAAGGAAACUAAAGACUUUCCAUUACAUCUAUCUACCCUUCUCCUAGACAACUAUGGUACCCUCACGCCCGAUACCAGAAAAAAUCUCGUUCAGAACCUUGUUAUGUUGCGCAACAAGGAUGUCAUCACAUCUAUCGAACUCCUCAAGUCCCUCUUUCCCCUCCUCCCUCGCACAACCUCCUCUACUUUACGAGCAUUUAUCCGCAAAACUAUCCUCUCCGACAUUCGCACUGCCAACCUCCGCACCAAAAAUCACAAACUUAAUCGUGCUGUGCAAGCCAUGCUUUUCACCAUGGUCGAACGGGGAAUGGAUGCCGAAGUUGCUGGGGACAAGGGAAAGCUCAGAUCAGCAGGCCCUACGAGUGAUAAAACCGCCAAUAAUGGGGAAGAUGCUAUGUGGUCGGUGAUAUUGACUAAGGAGUUGUGGCGAAAGGGAAUAUGGACUGACGCCAAGCCUGUGUCUAUCGUUGCGUUAGGAUGCUUCCAUCCCGUGAUGAAAGUACAGAGUGCUUCCAUUCACUUCUUUUUAGGAAGUGACGAUGAAAAGGAUGACAGCGACAAUGAAGAGGACGAAGGUCCCGACGUCAGAGCCCUUCACCAUCGUCGCGAAGUCAACAAAAAGAGACGGGGCGGCGAUAAAAAGCUACAGAAACAACUCAAUGCUGCAAAGAAGAAAAAGUAUAGCAAAAAUGCCCCCACGACACCGAAUUUUCCGGCACUCCAGCUUCUCAAUGACCCGCAGACGUUUGCCGAGAAGCUUUAUGACAACCUAAGCCGCUACGACAAACGUUUCUCACUUGAACAUAAAAUUCUCAUCAUGCAGCUCCUCUCGCGAGUCAUGGGUGCUCAUAAACUUUGCGUCCUGAGCUUCUAUACCUACAUUGUCAAAUACCUCGCCUACCACCAGCUUCGCGUCCCAUCAAUCCUCGUUGCGCUGGCGCAGUCUGUUCACGAUCUUACGCCGCCAGAUGCCUUGACCCCAGUCGUGCAGAAGCUUGCAGCCGAAUUCGUGCAUCCUGGAGUGGGAAGCGAGGUAAUUGCUGCUGGAAUCAACUCGAUCAGGGAGGUUUGUAGAAGACAACCUUGGGCAAUGGAGGAAGAUUUGUUGGGUGAUCUUGUAGAGUACAGGAGAAGUCGAGACAAGGCGGUUACAGCUGCUGCAAGAGGACUGUUACAGUUGUACCGCGAGGUGAACCCUGGUAUGCUCAAACGCCGGGAGAGAGGAAAAGAUGCUAGUAUAGGUAUGAGCAAAGGUGGUCAACCACUGCCAUUUGGACACAGCGCGGAUGCUGCAGUCGACAUUGAUGGAUUAAUGCUUCUGGAAGACCAUCUGCAGAAACUUCGCGAAGAGGAGAUUGGUGGUGCCGAUGACGAUGGUGAGGACGAUGGCGAUAACGCGGCUGCUUGGGAGGGCUGGGAUGUCGAAACCGAUUCAGAUUCGGAAUCCGAGUCGGAAGGGUGGAUAGAGGUCGACUCAGAAGGUGAAGACAAUGUGGAAGUUAGUGAUAGUGAGGACGAGCAGGAGUCAGCUCCCAAACCGCUUGGGGAGAAAGAACCGGGGACCGAUGCAAAUUCUGAUCGAAUCUCAACCUUAGCAACAACUAAAAUUCUUACGCCGGCAGACUUUGCAUUACUGAAUGACCUGCGCAUACAGGCUGCCACAAAAGCCAUCGAAUCAGGUGGUGGUUCCAGGGCAAAACGGAAGCUGGCGACCCUGGAAGCUAACAAGAAGGCUAUGCAAUCUGGGCCAUCCGAUGGCGCAUUCAUUUCUGAGAACGAUAUUCUUGGUCCGCGUAAAAAGGCUAAAGCUGACUAUGCGGAACGCAUUGCGAGUAUAGAAAAGGGCCGUGAAGGGCGGGAAAAGUUUGGUUCUCUGAAGGGUAAGAAAAAGAAAGAGACGCCGAGCAGCUCCACAAAUCGCGAGAAGGCAAGAAACAAACCGAUCAUGAUGAUAUUGAGCAGUGGUGCGGUACGGGGAAAGAAGAAGGCGUCAUUGAGGGAGAAGCAGCAGAAGUUGAGGGCACACAUCGAACGUGCAAAAAAAUCGUAUCACUAGCUAUAGUACUCAAGUGU